This is a messenger RNA of Papilio xuthus (Asian swallowtail), 1759 nucleotides long. RefSeq names its product facilitated trehalose transporter Tret1-like. The annotation marks the transcript as partial. The transcript has 8 exons. NCBI's taxonomy places the organism in Eukaryota, Metazoa, Arthropoda, Insecta, Lepidoptera, Papilionidae. Gene Ontology annotation, biological process: transmembrane transport. Gene Ontology annotation, cellular component: membrane. The record is from RefSeq and is a predicted model, not a curated record. Gene Ontology annotation, molecular function: transmembrane transporter activity.
UAUAAAUAAAUUAAAAAUAAAUUAAUUUGACUUAACCAAAGCUAUUGUGACGAGUGAAUUUAAAGUAAUCACCCUUUAAGUUUGGAUUUAGAAAGUGGAAGCUUUUGUAAUUUUAAUAUUAUAAUAGUGAAUUUGUGAAAAAUAUAAGAAAACGAUAAUCGAUGUGUUUAUGGUGACAUAUUUCUUACCGUGGACCUUUACUAUCGAAUUAAUUGUACAAAAACAUAUUGUCCUUUUUUUAUAAUGAUUGUAAGGAAUAAUAUUAUGAUCAUUGGAGUUUAGUGAAAAUUAGAAUUUAACAACUUGUGUACAGCGAAACAUAAACUUACAUAAGGAAUAUAAAUAAUUUUUAUACAAAUUAUUCAAUAUGUUGCCAAUAUUUAGAGCGCCUCGAUUCAAACAAUAUGCUUUAGUUUUAAUUGUCAAUCUAGGCGUGAUCACAACCGGUAUGAGUCUGGCGUGGCCUUCACCGAUUCUUGUCAAAUUGAGAAAUGAAACAGAGUCGCCAUUACAUCGACCCAUUACUGAAGAAGAGGGUUCAUGGAUCGCUUCGGUGGGCGCGCUAUGUAACACGUUCACUCUAUGCUUCCUAGGCAUGUUAAUAGAUCGUAUUGGUAGGAAAUAUUGCGUGAUACUAACAUGUCUGCCUAAAAUAUUAAUAAGCAUCGUGUUUAUAUUUGCGAAAGAGGCAUGGGUUUUGAUACUAGGCCGUGCUGUAAUUGGUUGUGCGGAUUUAUUCCUGUUUACUGCUGUCCCUAUUUACGCUUCGGAAAUUGCUGAUAAAGAAACACGGGGAUCCCUCGGCACUUUGCUACAGAUGUUAAGUUCAUUGGGCAUAGCUGUGACGAAGUCCAUAGGUCCAUUUGUGUCAUAUACAACGUACAGUAUAAUUUUUGCUGCUUUGAACGUUCUCGUGGCAAUUCCAGUUUUGUUCUUGCCUGAUAGUCCUUACUACUUGUAUUCCAAAGGUAAAAUCGAUGAAGCAAUGAAAACAUUGACAUCACUUCGUGAUACUGAAGAAUCAGCUAAAGAAGAACUUGAAAUGUACUCAGUUUCGGUUAACAAAGAAAAAGUCGAUAAAGUUAAAUUACUAAAGGACAGAGUAUUUCUGAAAUCAGUUGGGAUAGCGAUAGUCCUUUGUUUUAUUACACAAUUUAUCGGUUUCAAUGCCGUAUCAUAUUAUUUACAAACGAUUCUAGUAUCGACAAAUACAAAUGUUAUGCCAGAAGUUGCAUCGCUUGUGAUAAGUUUGAUACAAAUUUUAGCAGCAUUAUGUGCAGCGAUUGUAACUGAUAGAUGGAAACGAAGACAUAUAUUGUUAUCAUCUCUUAUUGGAGUCUUCAUUGGAUUGGUAACGUUGGGUUUAUUUUUCAAAUUAACUGAGGAGCAAGAAGUGAUAGGAUUCUUAAAUUACUUGCCAAUGAUAUCACUGAUAAUAGUCGUUUAUUGUUAUAGUGCAGGAAUAGGUUCUUUAUUUUGGGUGUUGAUACCAGAAUUAUUUGAUGGACCUGGUAGAGCUUUAGGAGUUACAAUUGCUAUGGUGUUUGUAUCAUUUUGUAUCUUCAUAACCACGAAGUUCUUUCCCUUAUUAACCGUGGCCAUCGGACCAGCGUUGACUUAUUGGUGUUUUAGUAUCGUUUGUGCGAUCGGUUGCAUUUAUGUUUAUUUUUGCGUACCUGAUACAAAUGGAAAGACGUUCAAUGAAAUACAAAAAGCAUUAAGCGGCGAAGAAGCAAGAGAAACAAAUAAAAAGAAUGAA